CUUUGUGGUCACCAUGUGAAGCUGCUGGCGCCGAGACUGGGAGCCGCGGCCACAUGACAGCAGCAUCCGUUCUGGAGAAGGGGAGGCUCGGUGGAGGAACCAAUUUACCUACUAAAUUAAUAUGUUUGUGGCUCGUAGCAUUGCAGCAGAUCACAAAGAUCUAAUCCACGAUGUUUCCUACGAUUUUCACGGCCGGAGAAUGGCAACUUGUUCAAGUGACCAAAGUGUCAAGGUUUGGGACAAGACUGAAAGUGGGGAGUGGCACUGCACUGCCAGCUGGAAGACACACAGCGGGUCAGUAUGGAGGGUGACAUGGGCCCACCCUGAGUUUGGACAGGUACUGGCCUCUUGCUCCUUUGACCGAACAGCCGCUGUGUGGGAGGAGAUAGUUGGGGAGUCUAACGACAAACAGAGAGGGCAAAGCCACUGGAUAAAGAGGACGACUCUGGUGGACAGCAGGACGUCGGUGACGGACGUGAAGUUUGCUCCUAAACACAUGGGUCUGAUGCUGACAACGUGCUCGGCGGACGGGGUUGUGAGGAUCUACGAGGCUCCGGACGUGAUGAACCUCAGCCAGUGGUCCCUGCAGCACGAGAUCUCCUGUAAACUCAGCUGCUCCUGUAUCUCCUGGAAUCCUUCCAGCUCUCGCGCCCACCCUCCCAUGAUAGCAGUGGGAAGUGAUGACAGCAACGUGAUGUACGGUGGGAAGGUUCAGAUCUACGAGUACAAUGAAAACACUAGGAAAUAUGCGAAAGCAGAGACAUUGAUGACCGUGACUGAUGCGGUGCACGACAUAGCCUUCUCCCCGAACCUGGGGCGGUCCUUCCACGUGCUCGCCAUAGCAACCAAGGACGUUCGCAUCUUUAAGUUGGUUCCUUUACGCAAGGAGAGCAGCUCAACAGGCCCCACUAAAUUUGAGGUUCAGAUCGUGGCCCAGUUUGACAACCACAACUCCCAGGUGUGGAGAGUCUCCUGGAACAUCACCAGCACUUUGCUGGCCUCCUCAGGAGACGACGGCUGUGUUCGACUCUGGAAAGGUAUUUCUUCCCCCCUCUGGAUGCCCCCAGGGCAGGGUCCAGGUACGGCCACCUGCUGCCCCCCCUUCUCUGAUAGAGCACUCUGAUGCCCAGUCCAGCGCCCCCUGGUUCCCCCACAGCCAGCUGCCCCAGUCCCCCCUGGCCAUCCAUGGCCAGCCCCCCCAAUCCCCUCUGUCCCUGCACAGACUGUACUCACACUCUAGAGCCCUCAACACCCUGCCUGAACACGACUGACCCUCUAGAGCCCUCAACACCCUGCCUGAACACCCUGCCUGAACACGGCUGAUCCUCCAGAGCCCUCAACACCCUGCCUCAACGCCCUGCCUGAACACGGCUGAUCCUCUAGAGCCCUCAACACCCUGCCUCAACGCCCUGCCUGAACAUGGCUGACCCUCUAGAGCCCUCAACACCCUGCCUGAACACGGCUGACCCUCCAGAGCCCUCAACACCCUGCCUGAACACGGCUGAUCCUCUAGAGCCCUCAACACCCUGCCUCAACACCCUGCCUGAACAUGGCUGACUGGGGUGGUACUCUGCUUCUUAGUGACUAAUCAAAAUAAGACCAUCCCCUCUCCCAGAACAGUUUGGUUGGUGCAUAAAACCAGGUGAAUCUUGAUAAGCAAAAAUGUAAUGAUUUCUUAGACAUUUUGUUUACGAUAGUGCCUCCAUAAUAUAAACAGCCCUAGUGCUGACUGACAAUU
Molecule: messenger RNA, 1738 nt
Organism: Salmo salar (Atlantic salmon)
Lineage: Eukaryota; Metazoa; Chordata; Actinopteri; Salmoniformes; Salmonidae
Source: RefSeq, a predicted model, not a curated record